Molecule: messenger RNA, 2007 nt
Organism: Agelaius phoeniceus (red-winged blackbird)
Lineage: Eukaryota; Metazoa; Chordata; Aves; Passeriformes; Icteridae
Source: RefSeq, a predicted model, not a curated record
GUGUGCGCUCAGUGUGCAACGAGCUGUAGCGGCACCUUAAAGGGCUGGCGUGAGAAAGGAAGCGCUUAGUUUGGAAAAGACCUUUAAGAUCAUAAAGUCCAACCCGCAUCUGUUUUCAGCCUCUUGUCAGGGAGUUGCAGAGAGCGAUAAGGACUCUCUGAACCACCUGUUUUCCAAGCUGAGCCCUCGCAGCUCGCUGAGGGUGUUCCUCAUCAGACCUGUGACCCUCCACCAGCUCUGCUGCCCUUCUCUGGACGUGCUCCGGCACCUCCGUGUCUUGGAGAGAGGCCCUGAGCUGAACCCAGCAUUUGAGGUGUGGUCUCACCGGGGCCGGAACAAUGGUUACUCUGUGCCCACGCACAUAAGGCACAUCUCUUUCACUACCACCACCUUCCCGUAGAAUGUCAAACCCUCCGUACUUCAUGAAGUCUCAAAGUCUUCAUAAAGUUCUUUUAUUCUUCCAAGUGUACACAGUGGGCCAGAGGACAGAGAGCCUUGUGCAUCUACAGAGCUCUGGUCAGCACAGGCAUCUACCCAUCACUGGGCACUGGAGGAUACAUGCAGGAGAAACAGUAUGGAUGUCCCAAGUGUGGAAAAAACCUUAUUUGAAUCUUUUCUUCCCGGACGAGAAAGAAGUAGAAGGACAAACCUUCCAAAAAAACCAACAAAAAACUGCACAGUGAAAGAAUCGGUUUCCUUCAAUCCCUUGUUCCCAAAAGAAUGGAUAAGCUGUCUGGCUGCCUAAUGUACAUAGUGUGAGCCAUUAGAGUCUGUUAUGUGACAGUCACUACACAAAGCAGAAGAGAAUGGUUGGUCUGGUUUUUAAUCUGCUGGAAGAAGACCUUGUUUCUCUCAGCAUCCAGAUUGUAUCUGUGUCAUAAAAAUGUAUGCUGUUGGAUCACCAUGGCAAGGAGACAGCUCUGCACACACAGGAUUUGCACCAGGGAAUUGUGGUUUACACUAUCAACUUGGAAUCUCGCUAUAUACUGAUACAAGGAGUUCCUGCAUUAGGUGUUAUGAAGGAAUUAGUGGAACAAUUUGCAUUAUAUGGUGCCAUUGAGGAAUAUCAUGCUCUAGAUGAAUAUCCAGCAGAGCAGUUUACUGAAGUGUACCUUAUAAAAUUCAAAAAACUGCAAUGUGCAAGGGUGGCCAAGAAAAAAAUGGAUGAACGAAGUUUCUUUGGUAGUUUGCUGCAUGUGUGCUAUGCUCCAGAAUUUGAAACAGUCCAAGAAACUCGAGAGAAGUUGCAGGAUAGAAGAAAGUAUAUAGCAAAAGCAACAAAUCAAAGAGAUUGCUUUAUGUUAAAGAAAGUAGAAGGCCCUAAGAAGACAGCCUCAAAUAACUCUGAGCAUGACUGUCCAUGGAGUACAUCAGGAUCAAGUAUAGCCAGUAACUGGGAUCCAUCCUGCUUUACAAGUUCUCCUGGGGUAUCCCACAACACAGCAUAUCCAGCUGGGAAUCAGAAUCAGAGCCUGUUAACACCUCCACACUAUGAUAACAAUUGUGCUGAAAUUUCUGGGUACUUUGGUCAAAACACAUCUUUAACUCCAAAUGUACAUCCAGGAGUGUGCACUCCACCAGCUUCCUUAAUGCAGCACAGAAAGGUUCCAGCUUGCAAUGGAAUUGACAGGUUUAUGCCUCGUACAACUCACCUACAAGAACGUAAGAGGAAGAGAGAAGAAGGUAACAAGUUUUCCCUCAUUGGAACAAGUGAGGACAAUACUGAAGUUGUUAUUGGUCCACAACUACCAGAAAUACCUAAAGUGGAUAUGGAUGAUGAGUCUUUAAAUACUUCAGCUACAUUAAUUCGAAAUAAACUGAAAGAGGUAGCAGAUUCUGUUUCAACAUCUGUGGAAAAGCCAGAGAGCAGCUCAGCCAAACCAGUUGUAAAGCAGAGAAGAAGAAUAUAGAUACUGCUGGCAGCAUCUUCCAACAGUCCUUUUGUAAAGAAUAUAGUUUAAAAUAUGUAUUUUUUAAUUUAAAAAAUAAAACUUUCUUUAUACUCUG